This is a messenger RNA of Paramisgurnus dabryanus, 4951 nucleotides long. NCBI's taxonomy places the organism in Eukaryota, Metazoa, Chordata, Actinopteri, Cypriniformes, Cobitidae. The record is from RefSeq and is a predicted model, not a curated record.
GAUGAAGAUGUUAAUGAAACUGACAUUGGUCUUUGUGGUCACUCUCCUUUAUAAAGGGUGUGACUGCCAACUGGAUGUGUGUGGCAGAGCUCCUCUUAACACUAAAAUAGUGGGGGGACAGGAAUCUCAAGUCGGUGCUUGGCCAUGGCAGAUUAGUUUUCAUCUCAAAGAAUUUGGCCACAUCUGUGGUGGAUCACUCAUCAACGCUCAAUGGGUUCUGACAGCAGCUCACUGUGUCGUAAAUAAUCUUAAUCCUUCAAGUUAUUUGGUGUAUCUGGGCCGACACAGUCAGGAACUACCUAAUCCAUUUGAGGUGGCCAGGAACGUAUCUCUAAUCAUACCGCAUCCAGCCUACGACGCAAACUCUAAAGACAAUGACAUGGCUCUUCUUCAGCUCUCCGCACCUGUCAACUUCACAGCACACAUCGGUCCGGUUUGUCUGGCAGCAGACGGAAGCAUAUUCGGCAAUGGCACAGACAUGUGGUUGACAGGUUGGGGCAACAUACAGUCCGGUGUGUCUCUUCCAUCACCUCAAAAUCUACAGGAGGUAGAUGUUCCCAUAGUUGGAAAUGGGAUGUGUAACUGCCUUUAUGGAGAAGGAAAGAUAACAAGCAACAUGAUUUGUGCUGGACUAAUGCAAGGUGGAAAAGAUACAUGCCAGGGGGAUUCAGGUGGUCCAAUGGUCAUCAAACAGGGCCCGGUUUGGAUUCAGUCUGGUGUUGUGAGUUUUGGACAGGGUUGUGCCUUGCCUAACUAUCCUGGUGUAUAUUCCAGAGUUUCUCAGUAUCAGAACUGGAUCACUGGCUAUGCCGGAGCAGUUGGUUUCGUCAGUGCUAUGAUCGGCCUCCCUGAUGACCAGACCAAUGUGACUUGUCCACCAAUACUGUGUGGAGGACAAAGUAACUUUUUUACAGGUGACUGGUCAAUGAUGGCAAGUCUACGCUUUUUUGGUUCACCUACAUGCACGGGAACUGUGAUCUCUCCAAAUUAUGUCCUGACCUCUGCAAGCUGCUUUAUGGGAGCCAUGAUGCCAUUUCAGUGGACGGUGACGGUUGGCUUUGUCCCAGGGGACUGUACUAACAGCAUGGAGAUUACUUAUAACGUAGCGCAAAUCAUCAUCAGUCCAAAUUCAAACAACGACGUGGCGCUUGUGGAACUGGCUUACGCAUCACAAUUACCAUACUACAUUAAUGCUGCAAAUGUCAAUGUGUAUGGUUAUGACUUUCCACCCGGUACUGAGUGUUCAGUAGUGGGUUGGAAUGGCAUGAUGCCAGGUCUUGAGGAAUUCCAGGCCACCAUUGUACCCUGCAAUAAUCCUUAUAUCAACUCUGAGCUCAACAUCUGCACAACCCCUGUGAACGUACAGCAGGAUGAUCAAGGCAGUCCCCUGAUGUGUAAACUGGGUGAAAUGUGGGUUCAGGCUGGUGUUUUGUCCUUGGACUACAUAUUAGGUGAAAAUGUCCAGGUCUUCAGAAAGACAUCUCAAUUCACCCCCUUCAUGUAUGAAAAUGUCAACAACAUCCCAUCUGUUUGGGAUGGAGUGGAGUCAUUCUCUCCUCUUUCUCUGACCUUCGUCCUUCUGCUCUCUCUGCCAGCAAUCCUGCAGGCUUUGUCGCCGUACAGUCACGGGAAGUCGUGUCGUGUACAGCGAUGGAGGAUUUGGAUUGGCGCUGAUGGUGGCGCCCCACCCACUCUGUCACGCUCACUUCUUCCCGGUCUGCUGCUACUCCCAGGACCAGGUCAGUGGGCAUCCGUACGUGCCUGCCGAACAUCAGCCUUCUCCCAGUCUCCGUCUGGGCUAGUCUCUCUGAUGACGUUGGCCGUCGGCCCUGUUCCACCCACAUCUUCACCUGACACACAUCCUGAUCCUGGGCCUGUCUCUCUAUCCACCGGCGGGGGUCCCACCCCCAGUUCCCUGGCACGGCCUCCUGCUGGCCUCCUGGCGCCUCCACAGCCCCUAUCAUAUAGCCCUCCCCAUGGCUAUCUUCCUCUUGAUGCACCCGGCGCCCGGGGCUCUCCACCUCUGGCAGUCUCGAAAGGACAUCUGCGUUCGUAUGCUCUCGCCCAAGCUGAUACUGUAGUUGGUAGUCAAAGUUGGCCAGCUGGGCCACCCACCGCUGCUCAACGGCCCCCAACUUCGCCGUCUGUAGUCCUUGAACUUCUCGCUCAAGGCCCACUUCAGGGCCAGCAGUUCCAGCUUGAACGAGCUGUAAUUAGCAUUGUUCCUCUCGGCCGGGUGGAGGCUUCUGCUCGCGUAGGCAAUCACCCGCUCGGUUCCUUCCUGCCGCUGGGCCAAUACCGCCCCCAGCCCCAGAUUCAGCUUGCGAUAAUCCACACAGAACCUCCAGGCUCCCGUCUUCUUCUGUACGAGUACGAUGGGGGCUGCCCAGGGGCUACUGCUCUCCAUGACGAUGCCCCGGCCCAGCAUGCCCUGCAAAAGUGUGUGUACCUCCGCAUACAAGAAGGAACUGGUCACGCAGCAAGGUCUCCCCGUCUCCUAGCCCAUGAUCACGGCGGGUCUGCAGCCGGUAAACUGCUUUUGCAGUCUCAGGGCAAAAGCUCUAAUGGGUUGUCGGGGGCUUUGUUUACAAUUAAAGAAUUGGGAGCGGAGGACGGCUACGGGGGUGUGGUCACCAUAUUGCUCGGUGAGGAAUUGGAAUAUGGUUUGGGCGGUGGCUCGGACAGCUUCAGGGGCGGCUUACGGGCACGGCACGGGGUUGGGCUGCGGGCCCCGCGUUGUCGGUCAUUGGGCGAGCUUGGUUACUCAACUCGAGGUGGAGCCCUGCCGACUACGCCAAAUCUGUCACGCCCAGGGGCUGGCUACUAUUUGGCUAAAGCCGCGCCCCUUCUCAACUUCCACCUCGAGGAGGUCCCCAAAGCCAGCUCAAUGACCAGACAACAACGAGGACAGGGGGGCCACGGCCCAGCGAGCGACCGGGGGGGACGUCGAAGAACAGGCUCCUGCCUGGUUCCUUCUACCCGUGGCGCCCUCCUCUUCACUCCUGGAGGCAGAAUAAAGUACAAUGAGUGCAGUGACUGGGACACAAAGGACACGAUUAAUCUGACUGGAUGGCUCUCACCUCUUCGCUGGCUACAGCUCUUGUCGAGCUUUAAUAAGGGGAUGAAGAGGGGUGUGGAAAUGCCAGGCUGCAGGGAAUAUAUAAGCUCAAACACCAAUGAUAAAGUCAGAAAGAUGAAGAUGUUAAGGAAACUGACAUUGGUCUUUGUGGUCACUCUCCUUAAUAAAGGGUGUGACUGCCAACUGGAUGUGUGUGGCAGAGCUCCUCUCAACACUAAAAUAGUGGGGGGACAGGAAUCUCAAGUCGGUGCUUGGCCAUGGCAGAUUAGUUUUCAUCUCAAAGGAGUUGGCCACAUCUGUGGUGGAUCACUCAUCAACGCUCAAUGGGUUCUGACAGCAGCUCACUGUGUAAAUAAUCUUGAUCCUUCAAGUUAUUUGGUGUAUCUGGGCCGACACAGUCAGCAACUACCUAAUCCAUUUGAGGUGGCCAGGAACGUAUCUCAAAUCAUACCGCAUCCAGCCUACGACGCAAACUCUAAUGACAAUGACAUGGCUCUUCUUCAGCUCUCCGCACCUGUCAACUUCACAGCACACAUCGGUCCGGUUUGUCUGGCAGCAGACGGAAGCAUAUUCGGCAAUGGCACAGACAUGUGGUUGACAGGUUGGGGCAACAUACAGUCCGGUGUGUCUCUUCCAUCACCUCAAAACCUACAGGAAGUAGAUGUUCCCAUAGUUGGAAAUGGGAUGUGUAACUGCCUUUAUGGAGAAGGAACGAUAACAAGCAACAUGAUUUGUGCUGGACUAAUGCAAGGUGGAAAAGAUACAUGCCAGGGGGAUUCAGGUGGUCCAAUGGUCAUCAAACAGGGCCCGGUUUGGAUUCAGUCUGGUGUUGUGAGUUUUGGACAGGGUUGUGCCUUGCCUAACUAUCCCGGUGUAUAUUCCAGAGUUUCUCAGUAUCAGAACUGGAUCACUGGCUAUGCCGGAGCAGUUGGUUUCGUCAGUGCUAUGAUCGGCCUCCCUGAUGACCAGACCAAUGUGACUUGUCCACCAAUACUGUGUGGAGGACAAAGUACCUUUUUUACAGGUGACUGGUCAAUGAUGGCAAGUUUACGCCUUUUUGGUGUACCUACAUGCACGGGAACUGUGAUCUCUCCAAAUUAUGUCCUGACCUCUGCAAGCUGCUUUAUGGGAGCCAUGAUGCCAUAUCAGUGGACGGUGACGGUUGGCUUUGUCCCAGGGGACUGUACUAACAGCAUGGAGAUUACUUAUAGCGUAGCGCAAAUCAUCAUCAGUCCGAAUUCAAACAACGACGUGGCGCUUGUGGAACUGGCUUCACAAUUACCAUACUACAUUAACACUGCAAAUGUCAAUGUGUAUGGUUAUGACUUUCCACCCGGUACUGAGUGUUCAGUAGUGGGUUGGAGUGCAGGAAAUGGCAUGAUGCCAGGUCUUGAGGAAUUCCAGGCCACCAUUGUACCCUGCAAUAAUCCUUAUAUCAACUCUGAGCUCAACAUCUGCACAACCCCUGUGAACGUACAGCAGGAUGAUCAAGGCAGUCCCCUGAUGUGUAAACUGGGUGAAAUGUGGGUUCAGGCUGGUGUUUUGUCCUUGGACUACAUAUUAGGCGAAAAUGUCCAAGUCUUCAGAAAGACAUCUCAAUUCACCCCCUUCAUGUAUGAAAAUGUCAACAACAUCCCAUCUGUUUUGGAUGGAGUGGAGUCAUUCUCUCCUCUUUCUCUGACCUUCGUCCUUCUGCUCUCUCUGCCAGCAAUCCUGCAGGCUUUGUAUUGAAGCUGAGCUACCUGUCACUUUAGCUCUUACUAGAGCCAAAGAAUGGCACAGUUGACAAUAAUGAUAAAUAAUGACACAAUCUAAACUAUUUGAUCAUAUAUUAGACAUUUAGCUAUUGAUUUUUUUCAGACAAAAUCUAUA